AUGACUUGGAUACUUUCCACCGUAUGGGAGGUCCUUGCACUGUGUCUCGCGGUCUGGAUUACUGUAAAGCAAUUCCGUGAACUGCGGCGACACUCAACAAGAGGUAUUAUCGGGGACUGUUUCACGGUGUUGAUGCAAACUCACGUUAGUUACUUUGCGAGUUUUUUCGCUAUCUCUUGCUUCCAGAUCGGUUUCUUCUCUUCAACACUCUUAGCGAUUUAUUUUGGUCUCGCUGAGAUAUUCCAGGUCGUGCAGAUGUUUGUGCUAGGAUCAUGCCUCAUCCUCGGUGUUCGAGAAUAUCACGCUGAGCUCGUGGCUAACUCUGAUACAGCAAGCGCUAUGACUUCAAUUGCUUUUCAGGAGCGCGUCCAUGUAUCAACUAGCAAUAGGAGCGGGAAAAUGCACAUUUACUUUGAGGUUGUUCAUUCAAAGCAGCUUGCCACUUCAGGAACGAGUACAACGGACAUGGAUGAGGGCGAUGGAGCCUUCGGUGCUGCAGUUCAAAAUACCAAGUACCGAAUGGCAACGACAAAGCAAGUGCAUAACUCGACGGUUAGGCGGCUCACUACGGCCUUGCAAGGGUGUGGGAGUCUCACAGGCGCCUGUUUCCGCAUGCUGCACUUGCAAGAGGCGAGAGGUCAGCGAGAGGUUGUGGGAGUUGCGUGAGGUGCUUGCAGGUCAACCGGUCAUCUGCAGCGGUCUGCAAGCAAGGAAUGCACUGAGUGUGAC
Suillus subalutaceus is the source of this 729-nucleotide messenger RNA. RefSeq lists its product as uncharacterized. The record is from RefSeq and is a predicted model, not a curated record. Lineage: Eukaryota; Fungi; Basidiomycota; Agaricomycetes; Boletales; Suillaceae. The transcript is spliced from 7 exons. Bases 1 to 666 code for a protein of 221 amino acids.